Cyclopterus lumpus (lumpfish) is the source of this 4461-nucleotide messenger RNA. Its product is annotated as potassium/sodium hyperpolarization-activated cyclic nucleotide-gated channel 2. Gene Ontology annotation, biological process: transmembrane transport; potassium ion transport. Lineage: Eukaryota; Metazoa; Chordata; Actinopteri; Perciformes; Cyclopteridae. Gene Ontology annotation, molecular function: voltage-gated potassium channel activity. The transcript has 9 exons. The coding region runs from base 1 to 4461 and encodes 1486 amino acids. Gene Ontology annotation, cellular component: membrane. The record is from RefSeq and is a predicted model, not a curated record.
AUGGAUGGGGUGGUGGGAGGUGUGGGUACCCCCAGUGGCACUGGGGGCUCUGGGGGUGACAGCCUCCCCAGACGUAACAGAGGGGACUCAAAGCGGCGCAGUAAGGGCAGCCUGCCGUCACCGGGUUACAGGCUGUCCCAGGCCUCACUGGAAGGGGACAGGGGCUCUUUCGGGGCGGACAGCACUUCUUUAGGUGGACGUGGCCGUCGCCCCUCCAUCAUGAGCUCCUCCACCAGGGACGGCCUUCCCUUCCGAACAGCAGGCACCCCAACCACCCCAGUGCCCCUGCCGCCACCGCCCUCCUCCUCUGCCACCGCCCAUGCUCCCCCGCGCUCAGUGGGCUUUGCCACCCGUGCCGCCCUGACCUCCACCUCCUCGACCGGGACUGGAGUGAUGGUGGUGGCCACCGGCCCGGAGACCACCACCACCACCGCAUGUAACACAACUGCUGCAGGCAGUCCUGAGUUUAUGGGUCAGUUUGGACUGGGUGUUUUUGGCAUGGGGCUGGAUGGAGAGGACUACAGCACCUCCAACCAGAGCACCUUCAUACAGAGACAGUUUGGAGCCAUGCUUCAGCCGGGGGUCAACAAGUUCAGCCUGCGCAUCUUUGGAUCCCACAAAGCCGUCGCACUGGAGCAGGAAAGACUGAAAUCAGCAGGGACGUGGAUCAUACACCCAUACAGUGACUUCAGAUUCUACUGGGACCUGUUGAUGCUUAUGCUGAUGAUGGGGAACUUAAUCAUCCUGCCAGUGGGCAUCACUUUCUUUAGAGAGGAGAACACUCCUUCCUGGAUCAUCUUCAACGUGGUCUCUGACACUCUCUUCAUGGUCGACUUGGUUCUCAACUUCAGGACCGGCAUCAUCAAGGAAGACAACACUGAAAUACUGCUGGACCCCAGAGCGAUCCGACAGAACUACCUGAAAAACUGGUUCCUGGUGGACUUUGUGUCAUCUAUCCCGGUGGACUACAUCUUCCUGAUGGUGGACAGUCUCGACUCCGAGGUCUACCGGACAGCCCGGGCGCUGCGCAUUUUCCGCUUCACCAAAAUCCUGAGCCUGCUGCGACUGCUCCGCCUGUCUCGACUCAUCCGCUACAUCCACCAGUGGGAGGAGAUCUUCCAUAUGACCUAUGACCUUGCCAGUGCCAUGGUGAGAAUAGUUAAUCUGAUUGGUAUGAUGCUGCUGCUGUGCCACUGGGACGGCUGUCUCCAGUUCUUGGUCCCGAUGCUGCAGGACUUCCCUCCUGACUGCUGGGUUUCCAAGAACCUGAUGGUGAAUGACACAUGGGGCGUGCAGUACUCCUAUGCUCUGUUCAAAGCCAUGAGCCACAUGUUGUGUAUCGGGUACGGUGCCCAGGCUCCAGAAGGGAUGAUGGACGUGUGGCUCACCAUGCUCAGUAUGAUCGUCGGUGCCACCUGCUACGCCAUGUUCAUCGGCCACGCCACCGCUCUCAUCCAGUCGCUGGACUCCUCCAGACGACAAUACCAGGAAAAGUACAAGCAGGUGGAGCAGUACAUGUCGUUCCAUAAGCUUCCUGCAGACGUUCGGCAAAAGAUCCACGAGUACUAUGAGCACCGCUUCCAGGGUAAAAUGUUUGAUGAGGAGAACAUCCUGGGAGAGCUCAGCGAGCCGCUUAAAGAGGAGAUAGUCAGCUUUAACUGCCGCAGCCUGGUGGCUAACAUGCCGCUGUUCGCCACCGCUGAUCCCAACUUUGUGACUGCCGUCCUGACCAAGCUCCGAUUCGAAGUGUUUCAGCCUUCAGACUUCAUCAUCCGCGAGGGCACCGUUGGCCGGAAGAUGUACUUCAUACAGCACGGGCGAGUCGGUGUGCUGACCCGUGGCAACAAGGAAACCAAGCUGAGCGAUGGGUCAUACUUUGGAGAGAUUUGUUUGUUGACUCGUGGACGGAGGACAGCCAGCGUCCGUGCAGAUACAUACUGUCGCCUGUACUCUCUCAGCGUGGACAGCUUUAACGAGGUGCUGGAGGAACAUCCGAUGAUGCGGCGUGCCUUUGAAACUGUAGCUGUUGACCGAUUGGACCGAAUCGGCAGGAAGAACUCUAUGCUCCUGCGGAAGUCAUCCCAGGGCGGUUCUCUGGGGGGCAGUAUGGGUCACGGUGGAGGCCGUGGAGCAGGGGGAGGGCUGGCAGCCGGCACUCUGGGUUCCUGUGACAGCAUGCUGGUGCAGCAGAUUGUCAAACACGACAGCAUGUCGGCCAUGCAAGAUGCCAUUGCGGCUGCUGCUGCUGCAGGAAGAAGUGGAAUCAUCAGAGGAAGUGGCACGGUGUCUCCUCGACCACGCCCAGUCAUCUGGGCGCCGCUGGUCCAUGCCCCUCUGCAGGCUGCUGCUGCCACCAGUAAUGUAGCUAUCGCCCUCAUGCACCAGCAGCAGCAACAGCAGCAGCAUUUACAGCAGCUUCAGCAGCAGCAUGCACUUGGGGGGGCUUUCUUUGUGCCCUCCCCUCUUGUUUCUCCCUCUCCCUCCUCCUCUUUCCCUCUGUCUCCCCCUCGUCCUCCCACGUUACAGCCCCUCCGCCCAUCUGUGAGCUCUCUCAUCGGGAUGAUGACGAUGGGAGGGAUGGGAGGGAUAGGAGGGAUGGGUGGUUUGUCCCCAAGAGGAUUUCCUGCCUCUCCCUCAUCCAUGGGCCCUCUUGGUGGGUUGACAUCGCCCCCUAUUGUCAAAACGCCAUCCACAUCCGCCUCCCCUGUCCCGUCGUCAGUCCAACAAGAAAGGACUCUUCAUUACAGCCUCCGCCUGCAGGCUGAUCAUCCCUCAAUGAUUGCUGGAUCACCAGGUGGAGGGCCACAGGCUCCACCUCUCCACAAGGUACCUGCAGCUAACCCCCCUGCUGCUCGUGGUGCCCCGUCAGAUUGCAACACUUUGGUGGCGGGCCAGCAGGGAGCAAAAGAAGCUCUGUUACGUCAUGGAGGAAACAGCUCUCAGUGUCUGCCUGCACUUGGCAGACUCACCCAGGAGGCCAGGCUUUUGUCGGCCUCGCAGCCCACUCUGCCUCACCGCUCCUGGGCUGGAGUGCAGCCUCACCCGCCUCUCCACAGGAAGGCUUCUGGUGGUAAUUUGCUCUCGACUCCUUUCCUGGCAGUGCAGUUGGCCAGAGGAGCCAGUGCAGGUAUGCUGACUUGUAACACUCCAGUACAGCUGGUGACAAAUAUGCCGUUUAAUGCACAGGCCGCAGUUCCUAUUCAGGCAGUACACGCACACAAUCUGCCCACACAAUCUGCCCCUCACACUGUGCCCACACCUACAGCUGCAUACAUGCCUUCUGCAGCUUCUUUGCCAUCUUCCUCCCCUACAAAGCAGACCCCGCUCUCCUCUUUAACCUCUUCCCCUUCACCCAUGUCUCCUUCACCUACACACCCCCAGACACCUCGUCCUAAACCAAUCCCAAUGACCCCCUUUCCUCCUCCCUGCUCCACCCCACCUUCAGCGGGAACAAACCCGCUGUCGCUUUCGUCAACUUCUCGUCCCAAACCAACUCCUACAUCCUCUCCCCGCUCCUCCCCCUCCACCCCGCCGCCUUCAUCUUCUGUUUCUCCCCCUGUUUUAAUACCUCAAACUUAUGGGCCCAAGACAUCUUUUGCGUUCUCUUCUCCCCCUUCCUCCUUGAUCACCUCUAUCCCACCACGUCCCCAGAGCCCCCGAGCCAAGGCAUCCAACACACCUCCUUCUGCUUCUCCGUUGUCUGGCCCCAGUCCCGCCCCAACCCCAAUCCCUUCUCCGAUACAGACUCCGACUCAGACAACACGUGCUCGUAUUUCGAUCCCCGCCCAAACUCCUACACAAACCCUGACACCUGUUACUCCUACCCAGACCCUAACCCUUACACCUUCUCCCUCUCCCAUCCCUGUUACACCUGUUCCGUCCUUAAGUAAAUCCAAGAGUCCAACCCCUUUUCUCCAACCCUCGGUCCAUAGUUCAAACAGAGGCCCCACCACGAGCCAGAUCCCAAAACAGACCCCCACCCAAACUGCAUCUCCUUCCCCUUUACCAGCUAACACUAGCUCUCCCAAUAAAAUAAAGUUCUCAGUUCAUCCUGUCCUUACUCCAAUUACCACAUCAAGCUCUGUUUUCGCCACCAAACCAACCCCAGCUGCAACCUCACCCUCAACAACCGUAUGCCCAAACCCGAGCUCCACUAAGCCCUCAUCUCUUACUACCACCACCUCCUCCUCCUCCUCCACCACCACCAUCUCCUCCAGUUUACAAUCUGCUUCUGCACACCCCCAGAAACAAAUGCCAACCACAACAGCUGCCCCUAACUUCUCCUCAAACCCCAAUAUAUCCUCUACCCCUGCCCCGACCUCUCAGGCAUCAACCACGACAUCCACUCAGUCAGUGCAUGCAGCCACCUCUGCCAGCAGCACCUCCCCUAAAGACCCUCAGCUAUCACUCGCCAGAAAAGACUCAGAGGGACGAAGACACAAACUGCCCUUUAACAUGUAA